AUGAUGGCCGUGGUGCGUGGAUGUGGUGGUGGUGAUGAUGAUACUGGCGGUAACCAAGACUCCCCCAUCAGCUCCUCGCAGACUAUGGAGACGGCCAGUCGGUGGCGACCCGAAGAAGGUCUCGCCGCCCUCUCGCAGGCCACCAAGUUCUCACGCAGCGAGCUGAAGCUCAUGUACCGCGGCUUCAAGCAGGAAUGUCCGACGGGGCUCAUGACGGAGCUCGAGUUCCGCGACAUCUACGCCAAGUUUUUCCCCAUGGGAGACUGCUCGCAAUACGCCAAAUACGUGUUCAGCACGCUCGACAAGGAAGGCGACGGCGUCGUGUCCUUUGGCACCGUCAUCCGCGUCCUGUCGCUGCUCUUCCGCGGCUCUGUGCACGACCGUCUCCACUGGCUCUUCAGCCUGUACGACGUGAACAGAGACGGGUUCAUCAGCAGGGCGGACGUGGCCGACGUGGUAGAGUCCAUCUACGGGAUCCUGGGCUCGGGCAACACCGUGCCCCAAGUGGACGAGGCGGGUUGCAGGCAGCACGCAGAGCGGGUUUUUCUGAGGCUGCUGAGCAGAAAUAAUGCAAGCAGCAGCAGCAGCAGCGAAUUCAUCUCGGAGCGGGACUUUGUUGAACACUGUUUGAAGGAUGUUCAGCUCCAAGAGUCUCUGGGCGUGUUUGACGACCCUUGGUGAUGAUGAUCAAUCAAAUCCGUGCUGAUGAACGUGUGCCGAUAAUUCAAGCGAGGGUGCUGCACUUACUAUAGUAGCUCGAACUGAGGAAAGAAAACUGGGGAAGAAAGCAGGCGAGUUUGAAACUUGCUUUGUAUUUCGACUGUGCUUAAUUUGGGAAGAGAAUAUAUAAGUUAGUCGACCGCAAAUAAAUCGAUGGAUGGAUGGGUUGUAUUGUACGAGGGUUGUUUCAUAAGUCUUGCUACCGUUUCAAAUAGUUCCAACAGGGUUCGGUCGAUUAAAUUUUCCUUUUUCCACCCACAUAACCUCGUCGUCGUCACGUGGCAACGCUUUAAUGCUGUCCAACAUACUCUCCGCCAAUUUCAAUGCACUUUUUCAUGCAAUAAAUCCAACUAUGAAAACAGUGGCGCCAGGAAAAUUUCAGUCUGAACUUGAUUUUCCUCGCUUUUUUACUUGUUGGAUUUAUAGCAUGAGAAAGUGCAUUUAAAUGGGCGGAGAGUAGGUUGAACGGGCCUAAAGUUUUGCCGCGUUUGUGGAUAUGCUGCGAGUAAAAAAAAAAAAAAUUUUAUUUUUUCAAAUUGAUCAAACUCUGUUGUGUCUACAGUAUUUUAAAUAGUCGCAAGACUUUUGAAACCACCCUCUUAUUUUAUACAUCGAUCGUAUCGCAAAGAAAGGCAAGUGCAGCGUAUAGAUGCUGCUUGCUAUAUUGGCCCGCCUGUGAUAAGAACAGCAUCAUUAUGUGAAGAAACGAAGAACAACUUUUAAUUUCUCUGUUCAAGGUGCUAGAAUGUUGUAGACAGCAGACGAAGGGUCAUUCAAAUGUUGGUGAAUUUGUUCGUCGCAACGAUGAUCAUUGAUUGAGGGAUAUAUAUAAUGUACAUUAUGCA
Messenger RNA from Notodromas monacha, 1565 nucleotides. The record is from the annotation of a GenBank genome assembly. NCBI's taxonomy places the organism in Eukaryota, Metazoa, Arthropoda, Ostracoda, Podocopida, Cyprididae.